AUGGCUGCAUCGCUAUUGGCGGAAAAAAUAGCCAACAAUGACGACCUCCUCGAUCAAAUCCUUGACCGACUGCCAAUAAAAUCCCUGAUUAGACUACAAUCAGUAUCCAAACACUGGCUAUCUCUCGUCUCCACCGUUUACUCUCGCCGUAAUACUCGCCCAAACUCCGCCAGCGGCUUAAUCAUGUUCUGCAACAGUUAUACUUUCAUAGAUUUCAUCGAUUUCAACCUCAGAAACACCACCCACUUCAAAUUCUCCGGCGGCCCCGGGCCCUUGAAAUCUCUUCCAUUCCUUGAAAGCAAUGCAAAAGAAGGUAUUGAUCUCUUGCACGCCUGUAAUGGGUUAUUGCUAUUUCGUACCCUAGAUAGGAAUUUCUACGUAGCCAAUCCCACCACAAAGCAAUGUAUGAAACUUCCUCGGCCUCCAUCAUUGGCUCGCAAUAAUGGAUGUUUCAUCUUCAAUUUAGCUUAUGAUCAUUGUAAGUCGAAGCAUUACUUCAAAGUUGUUUGCGUUACAAAGAGUGGCUAUGGAUCACACAAGAUUGAUAUUUACUCAUCCCAGACAGGUCGUUGGAAGCACUCCGGUUUUUUCAAUGAGUACAUGCAUUUAAAUCUUGAUGAUUAUGAUGGUUGUUCUCUUGGUGGUGUCUUUUGGAAUGGUGCUAUUCAUUGGAUUCGGGUCGGCCGUUUAGUGUAUUUCAAUGUCGAGGAAGGAGUAUUAAAUAUAAAGGGACUGCCAUUGCCCAGGGACGUCGACAACAUGUCAAAACCAAGGAUCAACUGGUAUUUCGAGGAGUCGAGAGACCAUUUGCUUUUCAUUGCUACCUUCUUGCUAAAUGGGUUUCAUGAUGUGAAUCCGGAGUUUGAUAUCUAUGAGUUGGAGAGGGACUAUUCCAAAUGGACGUUCAAGUUCCAUGUUGAUCUCCGUGAAUCUGUAUUGCCUUUUGUACCAAAAUAUAAUGGCAUCUUUCACAUAAUUUUUGUUGCUCCAAGUAAGAAAGAUGAAGAAUCGUACAUGGUACUCCAAACAUCGGGUAUACUUGUAGUUUACUACUUCAAGACUCAAACUUUGACUCAAAUUGUUUCGCAUCCUUCAAGAAUGAUUAACUUACCUUUUCAAUAUUUUUAUCCCUACAUUGAAAGUGUCGCUCGGCUUAAUUUGAAUGCUGAUCAAUGA
Ziziphus jujuba (common jujube) is the source of this 1176-nucleotide messenger RNA. Its product is annotated as F-box protein At5g07610. The record is from RefSeq and is a predicted model, not a curated record. NCBI's taxonomy places the organism in Eukaryota, Viridiplantae, Streptophyta, Magnoliopsida, Rosales, Rhamnaceae. Gene Ontology annotation, molecular function: protein binding. The coding region runs from base 1 to 1176 and encodes 391 amino acids. The transcript has a single exon.